Molecule: messenger RNA, 1800 nt
Organism: Helicoverpa zea (corn earworm)
Lineage: Eukaryota; Metazoa; Arthropoda; Insecta; Lepidoptera; Noctuidae
Product: cytochrome P450 6B6-like
Exons: 2
Coding region: 253-1794 (513 amino acids)
Molecular function (GO): monooxygenase activity; oxidoreductase activity, acting on paired donors, with incorporation or reduction of molecular oxygen; heme binding
Source: RefSeq, a predicted model, not a curated record
GUACAUCAGUCGGAUAAUAAUUAUCUCCAUCGUCACAAUAAACAAGUUUGUGCAGUUUCAUAUUGACACUUGCAGUUAUUACAUUAUCAUUAGUGUUAAUUCUCGAGUACUUUGCACUCACAAUUACCCAUUGAGCAGAACAUUGAGAUACGUAGUUACACAUACGCGUGUGUUUCAGAUAGCUGACAACUACAUCCGGGACUGGUGAAACUUCGAGUGCCUCUCAACCUUAUCUAUGUAGAUCCGGCAACAAUGAUAACCAUCGCCAUAGUAGUGAUUCUACUAAUCUCCCUCUACUUUUACGGUACGCGGAAUUUUAAGUACUGGGAGGUAAGAGGCAUCAAACAUGACAAGCCAAUCCCUCUCUUCGGGAACAAUUGGCUAGGAUUCACGUUCCGCGCCAGCAUGACACAAGUAGCCAAUGACUUGUACUGGAAGUAUCCAAACGAACGAGUCGUGGGCUUCUUCCGCUCAUCAAAACCUGAACUCAUAAUAAGAGACCCAGAAAUCGCAAAACGACUUCUGAUAUCUGAUUUCGCCCAUUUUUUCGAACGUGGGUUUACACCCCAUAAGUCAGUGUUUGAGCCUUUGAUGCAAAAUCUCUUCUUCGCUGAAGGAGAUCUCUGGAAGCUACUGCGACAGAGAAUGACUCCUGCAUUUACUUCGGGAAAGCUGAAAGCUAUGUUCCCUUUAAUAGUUGAGAGAGCAGAGAAGCUGAAGUCUCGCGCGCUCGCCGCAGCAGCGCAUGGCAAGUCUUUGGACGCGCGUGACCUCAUGGCCAGGUACACUACCGAUUUCAUAGGAGCCUGCGGGUUCGGUCUAGACGCAGACACUCUCAACGAAGAGGACUCUCCAUUCAGACAGCUCGGCAUAAAAAUUUUCAAAAUGCAACCCAAAGAAGUAAUUAAAGCUAUUUUGAAGGACGUAUUCCCGGAUCUCUGUCAGAACUUGAAGAUUUGGGCUCAUGUGGAGAAUGACGUCAAAGAACUGGUUGGACAGAUAUUGAGGAAAAGGGACUACAAGCCGAGUGGCAGAGGAGACUUCAUUGAUUUGAUGUUGGAGUGCAAGAUGAAAGGCACUGUGGUCGGCGAGUCUAUUGAGUCGAGGAAGCCUGACGGAUCCCCUGAAACAGCCAGCUUGGAGUUCAACGACGGAAUAAUUGCAGCUCAAGUGUUUGUAUUCUUCGCAGCUGGGUUUGAGACGUCAUCAUCAGCCACUAGCUUCACUCUCCACCAGUUAGCGUACCACCAGGAGGUUCAGAAGAAAGCUCAAGAGGAGGUGGAUCGCGUUUUAGCGAAACACGACGGCAAGCUGUCGUAUGACGCAGUCAAGGAGAUGAACUACCUCGAGAUGGUGUUCAAGGAAGGUUUACGAAUGUUUCCUUCGCUGGGCUUCUUACUGCGUCAGUGCACUCGGCCGUACACUUUCCCAGAGUUCAACAUGACCAUUGACGAGUCUGUCAGAGUGAUGAUCCCUCUGCAGUCCAUGCAUAACGACCCCAAGUACUUCCCUAACCCUGAGGUGUUCCGGCCGGAGAGGUUCGCUCCGGAAGAGUUCGAGAGUAAAAACAAAUAUGUGUUUUUGCCCUUUGGAAUUGGACCAAGAGCUUGCAUAGGUGAGCGGCUAGGUCUGAUGCAGUCGUUAGCAGGACUAGCAGCGGUGCUUUCCGCAUUUACAGUGGAGCCAGGGCCUGAGACCGUGCGACACCCUAUCGUAGACCCCGUGUCCAGCGUGGUGCAGGGCAUCAAAGCAGGCCUACCGCUGAUGUUUCGUCCGAGGAACAAAGUUGCUUGAACACUA